Molecule: messenger RNA, 1504 nt
Organism: Ipomoea nil (Japanese morning glory)
Lineage: Eukaryota; Viridiplantae; Streptophyta; Magnoliopsida; Solanales; Convolvulaceae
Product: 3-oxoacyl-[acyl-carrier-protein] synthase III, chloroplastic-like
Exons: 8
Coding region: 159-1358 (399 amino acids)
Biological process (GO): fatty acid biosynthetic process
Cellular component (GO): chloroplast
Molecular function (GO): 3-oxoacyl-[acyl-carrier-protein] synthase activity
Source: RefSeq, a predicted model, not a curated record
GUCACCCAACUUCUUCCUUAGUGUCUGUCAUUCAUUUCUCCUUCCUUCUCCAUCUGGUCUCUGCAAACAAGCUAAGGGAGGAAUUUAUAAUUCAAUCAAAGGGUUCCAAUUCAACCAUUGUAGUUCAAUUCUCUCUUAAUUGCCCAAUAUAUAUAAUCAUGCUCUCUCAUUGCUGCAAUAAUACAUGGUUGCAGAAGCGCGUCUUCUCCUUUCUUACGCUUCCGGUUAACCCCAUCAGCCAUCGCGUCGACACGCCCAAUAAGAUGAUUUUGAUGGCGUCUUCCACGCCGGCAUCCGCAUCUCGUCCGGCUUCGAACACAGAUGCAGGGCUCAGUGUUGUUAACAAAGGCUGCAAACUAGUUGGGUGUGGCUCUGCUGUGCCAAGUUUAAGAAUUUCGAACGAUGAUCUUUCAAAAAUGGUCGAUACUAACGAUGAGUGGAUCUCAACACGGACAGGAAUUCGACAUAGAAGAGUUCUUUCAGGCAAAGAAAGUUUAACAUCUCUAGCUGUAGAGGCUUCAAGGAAAGCUCUUGAGAUGGCUGAAGUUGACCCUGAAGAUGUGGAUUUAAUUUUGUUGUGUUCUUCCACUCCAGAUGAACUUUUUGGUAAUGCCCCACAGAUACAAAAUUUGUUGGGGUGCAAAAGCUAUCCAUUAUCUUUUGAUAUCAGUGCUGCUUGUAGCGGGUUCAUGCUGGGAUUGUUUUCUGCUUCUUGCUAUAUAAAAGCUGGUGGCUUUAAGAAUGUUCUUGUAAUUGGGGCUGAUGCUAUUUCCCGGUUUGUUGAUUGGUCUGAUAGAGGAUCCUGUAUUCUCUUUGGUGAUGCUGCAGGUGCUGUACUGAUUCAGGAGUGUGAUAUAAGUGAAGAUUUUUUGUUUAGUUUUGACUUCCAUAGUAAUGGUGAAGGUUUAAGGCACUUAUGUUCUCCUCUAAAAGAGGAUGGACCAAACCAUUCUCCAACCACAAAUGGUUCACUCAAUGGUUUUCCACACAAAGGCGGCUUCUCUUAUUCCUGCCUGCAAAUGAAUGGUAAGGAGGUUUUCAAGUUUGCAGUUGGCGUCGUGCCUCAAUCCAUCAAAGCUGCCUUGGGGAAGACAGGUCUUGCUCUCUCUGACAUUGAUUGGUUACUUCUUCAUCAGGCAAAUCAAAGGAUUAUUGAUGCAGUGGCGGCGCGUAUGGAGUUCCCGGCAGACAGAGUCAUAUCAAACUUGGUGAACUAUGGAAAUACCAGUGCUGCUUCUAUUCCAUUGGCAUUGGAUGAGGCUGUUCGAGCUGGGAAGAUACAGGCCGGCGAGACAAUUGCUGCUGCUGGGUUCGGAGCCGGUCUAACCUGGGGUUCUGCAAUUAUCCGGUGGCGCUGACCCAUUCUCCGGCCAACCGGCUGGCCACCAGUGCUUGCUUGGUUGUCUGUCAGUGUAGAUUAAGGGAGAAAAGAUUGUUGUAUUCAAAUAAUGUCUUUUCAAUCCUUAGCUUGUACAUGAGCGUAUUGUUUGCCAGAAUCAAUAAA